AUGGCCGACUACAACAAAGAGGCUCAGGCCUACAAUGGCAUCAAAGGGGGGAGUGAGGAGGAACGACACACCGACAAUGAGAGCACCAUUGACGCCCAGAACUUUUCUUACUCUGAGGAUCGCAAGAUUGGCAUAACAGGUGCCGUCUUUUUGAUCUUGAACAAGAUGAUUGGAACAGGAAUUUUUUCCACGCCUUCAAGCAUUUUUGCGGCAACUGGCUCGGUCGGGAUUUCCCUCAUGCUCUGGGUGAUCGGCGGAUUCCUCACCUUUUGCGGUCUCAGCGUGUUCCUUGAAUUUGGCCUCGCAAUUCCUCGAUCGGGCGGUGAGAAGAAUUACCUCGAGCGUGUCUACCGUCGACCUCGAUACCUGGCAACCUGCGUCUUGGCCUCCCAGAUGAUUCUUCUUGGCUUUUCUUCGGGAAACGCCCUGGCUUUCGGUCGAUAUAUCCUCUUUGCCUCUGGCAGGGAGACUCCUGACGGUUGGGAGGCUCGUGGCAUCGCUGUUGCGUGCAUCACUUUUGCUGUCGUCCUUCACAGCACCCUACCGAAGUGGGGAAUUCGACUCUUCAACGUCUUGGGUGUGUUCAAGGUUGUGAUCCUGCUGUUCAUCGUCUUUGCUGGAUUUGCAGCUCUUGCUGGCCACCGCCGUGUGCCAAACCCUCACAACUUUGAGCACGCCUUUAGAAUCGAAGAGGGAGACGGAUACGGAGGUGGAGGAGCAUACGCUUACUCGAAUGCCCUGUUGAACAUCAUCUACAGCUACAAGGGCUGGGAGAACGCCAACUACGUCGUGAGCGAGUUGAAGCACCCCCGAAAGACGCUCUCCAUCGCCGCUCCUAUUGCCAUUGGCGGUGUCACGAUUCUUUACGUCUUGGCCAACGUCGCAUACUUUGCAGCCAUUCCCAAGUCUGAUCUUGCCAAGUCGGAAGUUAUCGUGGCUGGUCUCUUUUUCCGCAACAUCUUUGGACAGAGUGCUGCUGCGAGAAGCUUGCCUGCUUUCGUUGCCUUGAGCAACUUGGGUAACGUCUUGGCCGUGUCUUUUGCGCACGCUCGCGUCAACCAAGAGUUGGCCAAGGAAGGAAUGCUGCCUUUUAGUCGUUUCUGGGCUUCUAACAAACCUUUCACUGCUCCAGCUGCAUCUCUCUUCCUUCACUGGAUCGUCACGGUCAUAGUCCUGCUCGCACCUCCAGCAGGCCCUGCCUACAACUUUAUCGUCAAUCUGUACACAUAUCCCGGCGCGUGGAUCAACGGCUUCGUCACAGCUGGUCUCAUCUACCUCCAUUACAAAAAGUCGGAGAACUGGUCGUCCCCCUGGCACACCUACCUUCCCAUCUCGGUUAUCUACAUUCUCGCCAACAUCUUCCUCGCCCUUGUUCCCUUCAUUCCACCUGAUGGAGAUAUCAACGCGGAUGGGUACCCGUACUACGUCUUCCCUGUUGUUGGUGUCGGUGUCUUGAUCCUAGGAGGUGUUUACUGGAGUCUCUGGACAAAGGUUCUUCCUCGUAUUGGAGGCUACAAGGUUGUUGCUGAUCGGAGUUUUGAUGAGAAUGGUACCGAGGUUGUCAGAUACCGCAAGGUUGCUGUCAAGAGGGAGUAG
This is a messenger RNA of Fusarium keratoplasticum, 1596 nucleotides long. RefSeq lists its product as uncharacterized. The record is from RefSeq and is a predicted model, not a curated record. The transcript has 4 exons. Gene Ontology annotation, cellular component: membrane. NCBI's taxonomy places the organism in Eukaryota, Fungi, Ascomycota, Sordariomycetes, Hypocreales, Nectriaceae. Gene Ontology annotation, biological process: amino acid transmembrane transport. Bases 1 to 1596 code for a protein of 531 amino acids. Gene Ontology annotation, molecular function: L-amino acid transmembrane transporter activity.